Molecule: messenger RNA, 2598 nt
Organism: Leptosia nina
Lineage: Eukaryota; Metazoa; Arthropoda; Insecta; Lepidoptera; Pieridae
Source: the annotation of a GenBank genome assembly
AUGGAAGUCUCCGAGAGCGAAUGGGUCAGUAAGGGCAUCGAUAACGUGGACAAGUAUCUGAACAGAGGCGGAGACUGCGAAGGGGACAACCCCCAAUUUUUAGGAGGAACGGACCUUCAGAACACGAUAGGCAUAGCCAUGGGACUACCGCUGUACAAUCCGGAGGAUUGGACGAAGUCGGAAUUGGAAAGGGCGUUCCGGGGAGAACUUGUGUUCUUCAAAGGCGACUCUUUAAAGGCCAUCAACGUUAUAGCCGAUGCGAUUGUAAGCGCCUGCGACGGGGAUAGCAAAAAUUACAUAACGAUUAUACCAAUAGAGCUAUACUAUAAUGGAAAACUAUACGAACUGCCGGUGUUUAGAGCGCAUCGCUACAAGGACUCGAAAAAGUACUACGUCGACAAUACGGGGCGGGUCUACGACAGCGUCAGUGAUUGGUACAAUAACAGCAAGCUGCCACCGUGCAAGAUGCUGUACCCCGUCGAUCUGAGGUUGAAGCUGAGACCGGGUUACAAGUACUCGCACGUGUACGUAGCCUCCACUCCGUCGGCGAGGGGAGACGCGAAAGUCGCCAGGGGAAUCGAUACGGUGAGCGCAGUGGCCGGGAUCUCCUCUGGUGUAGGAUUACUCUUUGUAUCGGGAGGCUUAGCGGCUCCAUUGGUCGUCGUGGGGGCAGCCAGCGCGAUCUGGGGCUCCGCUAGAGCCACGCACCAGCUAGCGGAUCGAGCGACGCACGGAGAAUCCAUCAAUCCAUUUACGAACACCGAGUCCCGAAUGCUAUGGAUCGGCAUCGCCGCAAACGUGGCCAGCUUCGGGGCGAUGGGCGCGACCAUGAGGCUCACGUCGCUGGCGGCGCGCGGCAGGGAGAUCUCCACGGCCCUCCGCAUCAUAACGAAUGUGGCCAACGGAACUAGCUUAACUCUGAGCACGUUGGCGAUACUCAACAACACCGUAUACCUGAUUGAGCAUUUCGACGACUUGUCCAAAUUAGACGUUCUCAUGCACUUGGCGGCGAUCGCCUUCUGGACCAAAGGCGUGUAUACGUACAAAACUGCGGGCGCCCUGAUCAGAGAAGCGGAGGUUCAGGCCUUCAAAAAUAUCAAUAAGGAGCUGAGCCCCGAGAGGCAACAGCAGCUGGAAGAAGUGAGGAACAGAGUUCAGAAUGACGCGAGUCUUCUUCGCCAGUUCAUAGCCGCUUCUCAAUCUAACGUGUCUAUACAGGAAUACUCUCAAGUGCUGAUAGACGGCAUGCAAUAUUACGACACCCUCAGCAACAUGACUCCGGAGCAGGUGGAGGCGUUCGCAAAUCUUAGAAACGUCCUGAGGGAUGACUUGCGGCUCGUCACCGGUCUCCAGAGAGUGGCCCAAGCCACGAACUUGAACAGACAACAGACGCUAGAGCUCGUCGUGGGCAUGUGGCAGAGGUACGCUGAAUCAAACUUCGCCAGCACGAGCGAUAUCAGCUUAAGAGGAGGCGCUCUGGUCUUAGGCAGCGCUCCGCCGAUUCGAAUCAACCAAAUGCCCGAGCUAUCUGUCUCCAUGAUUCGAUUUUUCGGUGAGCAUUUGAGUAAAAUAGACGUCAGUGCGACCAGUCAGUGGUCGGUUCCCGAGUUGCUGGCGCUCCAGAAUCGAGGAUUAUUCACCGACUGCCCGGUCACCGGGAUAUCGAGGAAAGGCCACUCCACUCUCAUGUUGGCCGACAAGCUAGAGAUCAGCGUAAAGAAACUGCAGAGCAUGUCGCCCGAAACCUGCCGAAAGAUGUUCACCCUGGUCGCGGCUCUCACUUCUAACCAAUCCGAGACGAGCGCGCGAUUGCCCGCCGACAUCGUCCGUCUCUGCGUCCGCGAACUCAGAUUACGCUUCGAGGUCCACCGGCGCGAGAGCGUCGAAUGGGCACUGAGCUGCGCGAGUCAACGAGCCAAUCUGUGCACAAUCCUUCGGGGCGAUCUGAUGCCGCACGAGAGGGACCGGCUUUUCACAUUCAAAAGCGACGUCGCGAUGUGCAAGGCGGACGAAAUAUACAUGGGUGACAUGAUGAAGUUUGUCUCCGAGCAGAAUCCGAGAAACGUGAGCGAACUCGUCGCGUACGCCGAGUUCGUAAUGACGUACGUGGAAGAAGCGGCCGCCAACAUCCAAGGAGAUAUAGCGGAAGGACGGAGGCAGGUGCCGCGGAACAUUAAGAAAACCCGCUGGGCCAGAGAGCAAGCGAGCAGAGAGGUGUUCGCCGAUACGGCGGCGAUGAAAGAAAAAUUAGCGGAGUUACUACGAAUCGUAGACACAAACGACAUGGUGGGAGUGCAGACGCUGGAGUCUGGUCUGUCAGACGGCGCGCUGGUGAGCGCGGUCCGUUCGCACAGGAUCAGGUUCGGCGGAAGGAUCUCGGCGGCUUAUCACAUCUACAAGCACAGGACGGACCCCAUCACUUCGUACGUGGACCGCGCCAAUAACGUCAUGCGCCAAGCCGCCGAGCCCACCGUCACCAUCGGGCAGCAAGGCGACACCAGGCUCCUCUCGUUCAAGACUGCCGACGGCAGUUGCAUAGUUCUCGAGAGCAACGGCCGAGUCUUGCUCUGCACUUUCACGGAAAACGUGAGGCGCUGA